Molecule: messenger RNA, 459 nt
Organism: Capronia epimyces CBS 606.96
Lineage: Eukaryota; Fungi; Ascomycota; Eurotiomycetes; Chaetothyriales; Herpotrichiellaceae
Exons: 2
Coding region: 1-459 (152 amino acids)
Cellular component (GO): mitochondrion
Molecular function (GO): oxidoreductase activity
Source: RefSeq, a predicted model, not a curated record
AUGUUUCGCAUGGCAAGUUCCCUUCCGCCCACCCCCGGAUUUGUAGUAAGCAAGACUCUCGAUGUUAUCACCCUCUUCCACAAACCGAGCGUGCCCGCGUCCGCGAGGGUGUUGACCCUCCUCAAGCAAGCAUCCGCCCAAGCCAGUGAGACAGCUACGGAAGACCAGGCAUCUGACCACACGCCUCAGAACACAGCUGUCACACGCGACCCGUUUGAGCUUGAGGUCACCGAGACUGCACCCACGCCGGACCAGCUGAAGAGCAUCUUCGGCUACCUCGGCGCAGGCGUUGCGGGGGAUUUGGUCAAAGGAGCUGCCAGCCAGAGCGACGCCCUCAGAAAAGUGCAGGAGAACGGUGACGUGUUCACUAGGCCUGUCGUAGUGGACUGGGGACGGGGCAAGGCCGUCGUUGGGGACAAGGAGAGCGAAAUUCUCAAGCUGUUGAAAGCCGAGAAGUAG